CGCGCUUACCCGAAAGACUGGGUCGAGCAAAUAAGGAUCGACAUACGAAAAAUCCCGCAUUCGCGUGCCGACUCAGCUGGCGUACACUUCGACGAGAAUAGAAUUAAAUUUUCAUCAUCACAUUUCUGUUAUUGUUCUUCAAUUUUAUUAUGACAAUGAAACAAUAACACUGUCAUAUAACUUGAUGUAUAUACAUGCAUACGUUUCGUUAUAAAAAAAACAAAUUUGCAUCACGUUGCGAUCGUGUAAAUUUUCAUUAUUCAUUAGUGAAUCCAAAAGUGUCUCAAGAGGGAGUCAAGACUAAAGAGUUGCCAAGGAAACAGUCAACGAAAGGUGCGCUAGUAUUCAAAGUACUGCAGCUGAAUUAAAAGAUACGUCAGAAAUCACUAGAAGGAAGAUAAAAAUCAAUCAUAAACUGAAUUCUGGCAUUUACUUAUUAUAUCAAAAGUAAAUAAAAAGAAGAGGAACACUGAAUAAGCCUUUCCAGAAUCUACUAUCGGCUGACAAUUAUCAAGAAGGGUUGUAUCAUCACUGGAGAUAAUAUUACUCAGAGCAAAGCAGAUACAUUAUGAUGCAUCACAAGCCUGAUUAAAAAAAAAUAAAUUAGAAAUAUUGAUGCUUUUAUAGAUCAUAGAAAAAGAAAAAAAAAGAUGAAGUGUUUUUUUAAUAUUGAAGAUAGAUUAAAUGUAUAUCAAAAGACCAUAUUUAUAUAGUUUUAUCAACAUUUCCUGCUUGCUGGUUUGCCACCACCAUCGAAGAAAAAGCUGUCGAAACAAUGUGGAGAGCUAACACUCCGUUAGUUCAGUUGCUGUCAAGACUAGGCAUAGUGAACGUGAUCACUAUGAAGAACUAGUCUGCUUAUAAUUUUUAUUUAUCUUUCUUUAUAAUUAUCAUACAGUAAUUGAGUGUUAUAUUAAUCUUUUGAUAGACUGGUUUUACAUUUUAUUACUUUAACUUCAUGAUAUCAAAAGUGAGAUUCUUAUUUUUGAAAUAAAUAGAAAAUUUACAAUUCUUUCUCAGUUAAUUAACUAAUGAGUAAAUAAAUGAUAAAAAACAUUUAUUUAUAAUGUGACUUUAAAUGAUGAAGAUUAGGUUUGAGUUUAGUAAUUUACCAAGAGGAAAGCGAAAAGUGUGUUUCUAUUUUUUUAGAUGAAAUAAAAAUGGGAAGAAUUUAAAGAUAUAAGUGUCAUUAUCAACAAAGUGUGAUAGCAAAGAUUACAUAAAUCCUCUUGAGAUUACGCAUUUGUUCUUUGAUUUUAACGUGAUCAGUUGAAAAAAAAAUUUACGGAGUGUUGGUUUAUUAGAGCAAUCAUGACGCAUCUACUUGAAGAUCCUAAUGAAGAGAAAAAGAAAAAGAGGAAGAAAGCGGAAGAAAUAAACGAUGUUGAAGAUGAGGAUGAAAUUAUGGAUAUUAAUGAAACUCCACCACCUGAUGGGGGUUGGGGAUGGGCUGUAGUUUUUGCGUCUUUUAUGAUACACAUUGUUACUGACGGUGUGACCUAUUCUUUUGGUGUUUUCUAUGUCGAACUUCUCCAUUACUUCAAUGAAGGAAAUGGUACUACAGCUUGGAUCGCAUCGAUCCUUGUUGGCGUAACUCUAUGCUCGGGACCUGUUUCAAGUGCAUUUGUAAAUAAAUAUGGAUGUAGAACAGUAACAAUAGCAGGAGCGCUUCUUGCAAGUUUCUGUCUAUUGAUAAGUGUCUGGGCUCCGAAUGUUUUCACACUUUGUCUUACGAUUGGAAUAGGAACAGGACUAGGUUUUGGAUUAAUUUACUUACCAGCAAUUGUGUGUGUGACGAUAUACUUUGAAAAACUUCGAUCACUAGCAACAGGUAUUGCCGUUUGCGGCUCUGGCCUAGGAACUCUCAUUUUUGCUCCUUUUAUUGAAUAUCUCAUUGCGACUUAUGGAUGGAGAGGAUCAAUGAUGAUUACUUCAGCUCUCGUUCUUAAUUGUAUUAUUUUUGGAAUGGUAUUCAGGCCUGUUGAGCCUGUAAAAAAUAAAAAUAUUCCAUUAAAGGAAAUAAAGUCAUCAGAAUCAACUCUCAAAGUUCUUGAAACCAAUGGAGUGUUAAAAAAUGGUCUAAAUCGACCACACAGUGUAAAUAAUGUUAGUACAACUUAUCAUUUUGUUUCUGAAACAAAUGAUAAUAAGAAAGAUCGUAUAAGAUUUGCAACCAGUCAACCAAUUCUUAACAAAAGCGUUGCAUCGCAUUCAGGUCAUUACCCUCAUGCAGAACAUGGUACAAAGUCAUUUGGCAGUGGUAUAAUGAAUAAACGGGAUAUUUUUUAUCAAGGAAGUGUCGAAAAUAUCCGUAAAAGAUCUGCUUCCGUUGGAUACAAUGAAAAUCAUAUUCCAAUCCAAGGCUCCCUGCGGAGUUUACCUAAUGGAGCAGAGUAUAAAACAAGUGAAACUACUGAGUGUCUUCCUCAUGCUAGAAAAUCUCUUGGGAUUCUACAGCAAAUGCUUCAACUCUCACUUUUAAAAGACCCACUGUUUCUUUUGUUUGUUAUAUCUAAUUUCUGCACAAGCAUAGGAUUUAAUAUUCCUUACAUUUAUCUCAUUCCACAAGCUCAAGAGCGAUCAAUUGCUAAAGACACUGCAAGUUAUUUACUGGCAGUAAUUGGGAUUGCCAAUACUGUCGGUCGUAUUGUGCUUGGAUAUGUUUCAGAUAAACCGUGGAUUAAUCGGCUAUUGGUCUACAAUCUCUGCUUAACUACUUGUGGACUGUCUACAGUAUUAAGUGCGUACUGUCGUUCAUUCAUUUCGUUUGUAAUUUACGCGAGCGUCUAUGGAUUUACUGCUGGCGCAUACGUGGGACUUACAUCUGUGAUUUUAGUGGAUUUAUUAGGCUUAGAACAUCUGACCAAUGCAUUUGGUUUAGUGUUACUCUUUCAAGGAUUCGCAUCAUUUCUGGGACCACCAAUUGCAGGAUGGCUGUAUGAUGCUUUGAAAUCAUAUGAUCCUGGAUUCUUUGUCGGUGGAGGAUUAAUAGCAAUAAGUGGUCUAAUACUAUUUUUUAUACCUUGUAUACAAAGGCGUCUAAAAAGGAAUGAAGAAAAAUUAAAAAUGAUUACUGUUCCUACUUAAUAAUGUGGAGAAUAAACUUGUAUGUUUUUAUUAAAUUAAA
Chelonus insularis is the source of this 3127-nucleotide messenger RNA. It is a transcript of the gene Mct1, whose product is annotated as Monocarboxylate transporter 1. Gene Ontology annotation, cellular component: membrane. Gene Ontology annotation, biological process: monocarboxylic acid transport; transmembrane transport. The record is from RefSeq and is a predicted model, not a curated record. The transcript has 10 exons. Bases 1312 to 3087 code for a protein of 591 amino acids. Gene Ontology annotation, molecular function: monocarboxylic acid transmembrane transporter activity. Lineage: Eukaryota; Metazoa; Arthropoda; Insecta; Hymenoptera; Braconidae.